This is a messenger RNA of Populus trichocarpa (black cottonwood), 2210 nucleotides long. RefSeq names its product cactin. Gene Ontology annotation, molecular function: protein binding. Gene Ontology annotation, biological process: mRNA cis splicing, via spliceosome. The record is from RefSeq and is a predicted model, not a curated record. NCBI's taxonomy places the organism in Eukaryota, Viridiplantae, Streptophyta, Magnoliopsida, Malpighiales, Salicaceae. The transcript has 3 exons. Gene Ontology annotation, cellular component: cytoplasm; spliceosomal complex. The coding region runs from base 102 to 1046 and encodes 314 amino acids.
CUAUAUAAUUAGGUUUCUUUUAGAUGAUUUAUUUACCCUAAAGCAAAAGGGGCGGAGGCAGAGGAGGGCAGCGAGAAUUGUUUGCUGAUAAAGAAUUAAACAUGGACGUGAACAGGAAGGUAAGUGAAGAAGAUAUAGAAGAGUAUUUGGUGAAGAAGGCGAUCAAAAAAGCAAACAAGUUGACGUCGAGAUCAUCAUCAUCAUUCUCGUCCUUUUAUUCUAAUCAGUCCAAUCCCUUUGGUGAUUCCAAUCUCGAUGAGAAAUUUGUGUGGCGCAAAAAGAUUGAGCGUGAUAUUGCGCAAGGGCUGACUUUCUUUUCUCUUAAAACCGAAAGAAGGAGACAGAGAGAGAGAAUGGAAGAUAUUGAAAAGGUUAAGAAAAGAAGAGAGCAAAGGGCAUUUGAGAAACGACAGCACGAGGAAGAAAGGGAGUUGUUAGCUAGAGAACGUGCCCGUGCUGAGUUUCAGGAUUGGCAGAAGAAAGAGGAUUGUGCUAUUCCACAAUUUGUUGCUAAUGAUGAUGAACGAAAAAAUCAGAUUCAAGAACCUGUGGAACCAGAACCGCCUACAUUAUUGGAGAAGUUCAAUCUGAAUAAAGCUAUGGGAGCUAUGAAGGAAGGUGAUGGAGUAAUUGGCUCUGUCGCUGAAGUGAACCUGGAUUCACAGGUAGAAUGGUGGUGUGACAAGUACCAACCGAGAAAGCCUAAGUAUGUCAAUACUUUUCACACUGGAUAUGAAUGGAACAAAUAUAACAGGACUCACUACGAUCAUGAAAAUCCCCCUCCAAAGAUUGUGCGAGGAUACAAGUUUAAUAUCUUCUACCCAGACAUGAUAAACAGGACAGAGACUCCAACUUAUACAUGCGAGGAUGAUAGCGAGACUUGCAUUAUAAGAUUUCAUGCAGGACCACCUUAUGAGGACAUUGCAUUCCGAAUUGUGAAGAAAGAUUGGGAUGUGAGCCAUAAAAAAGGAUUCAAAAGCACGUUUGAUGGGGUAAUUUUGCGGCUUCAUUUCAACUUCAGACGUCACUCCUAUCGCAGUGCUUAAAUGACAAAAUUAGACGUUUUGUGCUGAUAAGAGGAGAGAUGCUUGGAAAGAAUCCAGAUUCCUACUGUAGAAUCAAACUGUAUGCAAGUUGUCAUUUAUAGUAGCAUCAGUUUUGCUGGUAUUACCUUUUACAGAACUCAUUUUUAUCAAUGGUAGAGAGAUGAGUGGCACUCCCAAUGCAGAUCCAAUUGCUAAUAAUGUCCCCUACCUUACUGCCAGUUCCACCAUCUAAAAGGAAUCUCUCUUCCAUCAAAAGACAAAACAGAGAGGAAAACGGAAACUGAAAAGAGAAGAGAUAAGACUGCUAUGACAACUCCAAUAAUAGAGCAAAACAAGUCUUGCUAGUGUUGAGAUCCAAUAGGGGACUAAAAUCUAUCUACCCAGAACAUUGAAAAAAAAGAAGAAUCAUCAAAAGCUGAUUCUAAAAAUGGAGGAAAGACAAUAAAACUCUAUGAUACCAAUCUCUUCUUGGUCAGAUGGCAGAAAAUUUACGAGUUCAAUCAAACCCAGCAUCCAUCUUUAAGAAAGGGGAGGGGAGGAGAAAAAAAAGCAAGAAGAAACAACCAAGAAGGUACACUUGAUCCCUUACUCGAUCUCUUUGCAUGUUCCUUCAAGAAUCACCAUGUUUGUGCCAACAAACAAGCAUGGCAACACAGCGCCUCAUGAUAUAAAACCUUGCCUUCUGUUCCUUGGCUAAGCUACUACAUUUAUGUGAAAUAGAAGAGUUUUUUUGAGAGAAACUCCUUGGAAGAGGGCACUUUGGAGAAGAGCUCUUAAGGGACGAGGUCCUCAAGAGAGGAGCCUUGGAAGAUGAACUCUUAGUCGAGAAACUUCUUGUGAAAGAAGAUGAACCUUCUUUCUUUGAUAACUUCCACUUCUCAUCCAUCUACGAACCUUAGAAGCUACAAGUGACUAGCUAGUAACAGCAAGUGAUAUGAUUCUUCUCUGUAUGUACUAUAUACGUGUGAGAGUGCGAAAGAGUUGGUGUGUGUGUGUGUGUGAGAGAGGGAGAGAGAGAGAGGGAGAUAAGAUCAAGGAUGGGACUCGCUCAGUGAGUGGGCUUUUUAUUAUAUAUUGUAAUGGCGAUUCGGGUUUCAAGAUGCGAACCAGUAUUUCAUUUGGUGCUGAAAUUCUUUGCUUGUUUUUUUUUUUUACCUCUCAUGG